Molecule: messenger RNA, 2403 nt
Organism: Phoenix dactylifera (date palm)
Lineage: Eukaryota; Viridiplantae; Streptophyta; Magnoliopsida; Arecales; Arecaceae
Product: mannan endo-1,4-beta-mannosidase 2
Biological process (GO): polysaccharide catabolic process
Molecular function (GO): mannan endo-1,4-beta-mannosidase activity
Source: RefSeq, a predicted model, not a curated record
GAUCUACCUCUGCAAGCAUCUUGCCAGCCCUAGCCGAAACCCAAAAGCAAAUCACAAACUUUUACAUCCGAGUUUUCUCAUUAUCUACUCGGAAGUCAUCUCUUUCUCCGAUACUCUUUAAGAAAUUGAUCUGCGCUCACCUCCUUUUACAUUUGCACUGCAUGCUUCAUCAUGUUGAUGAGCUUAACCUCUUAAUAAACUUGGGUGGAUUAUUCCUCCCUUUCAUCAACAUAUAAAAACAAAAAUGAUCACAGCCAACAUCGCUGGGUUGAUAUAGUUUUCUUUGACAUAAUUUAGCAAGAAAGGCCAGCCAACAGGUGGGUUGGGCUAGCAUGUCUUGAUGCUAACAUUGCACCAAACUCCAAAGCUAGUACGUAUUCCUUAAUCUCUCUAUCCUUCUUCACUCUCCUUAGGCAGCAGGAUUCAUUGGUCAUCACAAAAAUUCCAAGUUCAACAGUGCCCAAAACCAGAACCCUUCGCCUCUCUUCUCUUGAUCUUCUGGUUCUUUCAGAAUGGAGGAAUAAGGGUUGCUCUAAGUUCUCUCGGGCAGCAUACUUUUGACCCUUCUAAUCUUAGUCUAUUAUGCAUUUCUGGGUGUAAGUCGAGCACCCUGUGAUGUGCGGCAAGAAACCUUUUACCCACUUGUGUUAUCUUGGCUGCAUUUCAUAGUACUAAGAAUUUCUGCUCUCGUUCUUUCUUUUUUUGGGCGUAAAGAAGAAGUUUGUUCUCUCAUGGGCAGUCUUUUGGCAUUCAAGGCAUUCAAAGGUACAGGAUUUGUGCCAGAGAAGUUAUAGGAUACCUCAAAUUUUCAUCCGUCAGCCUAGCAUUGCUCCCUCAGGGAAUCAUAUCAACAUUCUUUUUGUUGGUCCCAGCAGAAUGAAAGCAGAGAAUGGGGCAUUGUAUCCUGUUCUUGGCCUUGCUUCCAUUAUAGCCUUCAUAUGCAUAUCACUUCGGGGUCUGGAAUUCCAUUCUGUGGAACCCAAAAUGAGCUUUGUGAAAAGAAAUGGGGCUAACUUCAUGGUAGAUGAGAGAGCAUUUUAUGUGAAUGGGUGGAAUUCUUACUGGUUGAUGGAUCAGGCUGUGGAGGAAUUCAGCAGGCCUAGGGUCAGGAAAAUGUUUCAAACUGCUGCAAAGAUGGGUCUAACUGUCUGUAGAGCUUGGGCCUUUAAUGAUGGUGCCCACAAUGCACUGCAGGUUUCUCUCGGUCGUUUUGAUGAAAGGGUCUUUAAGGCACUGGAUUAUGUCAUUGUGGAAGCCCGUAAACAUGGAAUCAGGCUGCUUCUCAGCUUGGUCAAUAAUUUAGAACACUAUGGCGGGAAGACGCAGUAUGUUAGAUGGGCAUGGGAGGAAGGCAUUGGAUUGAGCUUUUCGAAUGAUUCCUUCUUCUUUGAUCCAACCAUUCGCCGCUAUUUUAAGGUUUACCUGAAGACUAUUUUGGCAAGGAAGAACCACUUGACUGGAAUCGAAUACAGAGAUGAUCCCACCAUCUUUGCAUGGGAGUUGAUGAAUGAACCGCAGUGUAUUUCUGAUGCAUCUGGUGACACUCUCCAGGAUUGGAUUGAAGAAAUGGCAGAAUAUGUGAAGUCAAUUGACAAGAAGCACCUGCUGACAAUUGGACUCGAGGGAUUCUAUGGCCCCACAAGCCCUCCAGAGAAGCUGAGUAUGAAUCCUGGAGAAUGGUACAACACUAUAGGAUCGGAUUUCAUCCGUAACUCUAAGAUCUCAGCCAUCGACUUUGCCUCCGUGCAUAUUUAUCCUGACCAAUGGUUGUUGGAAGCAGAACUUGAUGAAAAAUUGGAAUACAUUUCCAAAUGGAUGACCUCUCACAUUGAAGAUGGGGAUAGAGAGCUAAAAAAGCCUGUCUUGUUCACCGAAUUCGGGCUCUCAAACAAGAACAAGAACUUUGAUCAUUCGCACCGAGAAGCAUUCUAUAAGUCUAUAUUUGACACCAUAUAUGAGUCUGCAAGGAAGAAUGGGGCUGGGGCUGGUGCCUUCAUCUGGCAGAUCUUGGUCCCCGGAAUGGAAGAAUACAAUGAUGAUUUUGGAAUCAUCCCUGGGGAGAGGCCAUCAAUUGAUAGGCUGAUAAAGGAGCAGUCAUGUCGGCUAAUGGCUUUGCAACACCAGCAUGACUUGUCGAGAAGAAGUUCCAAAGGAAUCUGCUAAAGGAGAUCAUAGAACUCGAAUAUCAUUUCUUUCCUCUACUUUUCAUUUAGACCUUUGUUUUAGUGAAAGAUGGGGCACCUUCUCAUGAUCUAAAAUUUGCUUAGUGGAGAGCAAACAAUCCUGUGAAUUUAUUCCUUUGGUUAUUUUUCUUUUGAUUUCACUCUACUCCUCUUGAAGUGGAGUGGUACUGUAAUACACUCUGAUAAGAAAAUGAAAAGUGAGGUGCUCUACUUUCAUGUA